GACUUCUUCGCGAUUGCUUUGUGUAGCAACACAACAGAAAAAUACUGGCCAGAACUUGGAAGAGGACCAGAGUCAGAGCCAAAACGAGCAGAAGGUUGAACCCAGCUCUGCUGAAAAAAUGUUAACUGAAGAAAAGGCCAAACUGGAAGAACAACUAAAAGAAGUUACUGACAAGUACAAGCGUGCCUUGGCAGAUGCAGAAAACGUGAGGCAAAGAAGCCAGAAACUGGUGGAGGAGGCAAAGUUAUAUGGGAUUCAGAGCUUCUGUAAGGACUUACUAGAAGUGGCAGACAUUUUGGAGAAAGCAACAGAAAGUGUUCCAAAGGAAGAAAUUAAGGAUGAAAAUCCUCACCUGAAGAGCUUAUAUGAAGGUCUUGUUAUGACAGAAGUACAGAUUCAGAAAGUGUUUAAAAAACAUGGCCUGCUUAGACUGAAUCCUGUUGGAGCCAAGUUCGAUCCCUAUGAACACGAAGCGUUGUUCCAUGCUCCCAUGGAAGGGAAGGAGCCUGGCACUAUUGCAUUAGUAUCCAAGAUUGGCUAUAAGCUGCAUGGGCGUACGCUGCGGCCUGCCUUGGUGGGUGUUGUGAAAGACGCUUAGCUGCUUAAUCUGAGAAUUUAAAAUGCCAUACAACUAUUAAACAGCUGGAUGGUUUUUCUCUUACACCAUGCUUUCCUCAUUCCUCUGCCCCCUGAGAGGUUUAAAUGAAUUGGUUAAGGUCUCCCAGUGAAAAGGAAGCAACUGAUGAAAUUCUCCUGUGUAGUGGCCUUCAGCAUCACUGUUCUGUAAGCUCUCUUAAGUGUGAAAUACAAGAGUCAUUAAGCCCUCUAAUGCUUCCGAUUAGAUAGAUAACGUUUUUUUUACAACUAUUGCUACCAAAGGUAAGUUAAAUUGAAAGCAACAGAAUUUUGCAAUCUCACAUUUACCACUAUAUGUAGAUUGAAAACCCAAAUAGCAGUUCAAACACUUCCUUUUAUUUUGUAGAAUCUACCAUUGCAGAAGUGGGUGAAGUAGUACAAAGAACCCGUUUUCUGCAAGUGUCCAUCAGCUUUUUCACACUGAUGCCAUAAAUGCCCUUUUUUGCCUAUUCAGAAAUUCUCUCAACAACUGUAAUUGAAACCUUUGUGAUUUCUGACCUGUAAAUAAAAGGCAAUGGAGAGUAGACAUCUUUUGUAAUUGUUCAGCCCUUUUUGUUCUGUAGUAACAUUGACUCAAGGAAACCAUCUAAUACUUGUAUGGCAUUGAAGAACCAAUAGAAUUUAUCCUAUCUCUGGAUUUUUAAUUUAAUAUUGUAUAAAUUGGUUUAA
This is a messenger RNA of Phaethon lepturus (White-tailed tropicbird), 1305 nucleotides long. It is a transcript of the gene GRPEL1, whose product is annotated as GrpE-like 1, mitochondrial (E. coli). Gene Ontology annotation, biological process: protein import into mitochondrial matrix; protein folding. Gene Ontology annotation, molecular function: protein homodimerization activity; adenyl-nucleotide exchange factor activity; protein-folding chaperone binding. Lineage: Eukaryota; Metazoa; Chordata; Aves; Phaethontiformes; Phaethontidae. The record is from RefSeq and is a predicted model, not a curated record. The transcript is spliced from 3 exons. The annotation marks the transcript as partial. Gene Ontology annotation, cellular component: PAM complex, Tim23 associated import motor.